AUGGGCGAAUCCAUUCUUUCCACGGUCAGGAACGCCGCCAAAUUCGCCGUGUACGAAGAUAUCAUUAUGAGCGUGAAAAACCACCACAUUCCUGCAACCAUUCUCGUGGAAACUGCCCUGCAAAGGAAACAAAGAUUAUCGAAAGUUCAGAAAUUUUUAGAAUUUUUAGAAUUUUUAGAAUUUUUAGAAUUUUUAGAAUUUUUAGAAUUUUUAGAAUUUUUAGAAUUUUUAGAAUUUUUAGAAUUUUUAGAAUUUUUAGAAUUUUUAGAAUUUUUAGAAUUUUUAGAAUUUUUAGAAUUUUUAGAAUUUUUAGAAUUUUUAGAAUUUUUAGAAUUUUUAGAAUUUUUAGAAUUUUUAGAAUUUUUAGAAUUUUUAGAAUUUUUAGAAUUUUUAGAAUUUUUAGAAUUUUUAGAAUUUUUAGAAUUUUUAGAAUUUUUAGAAUUUUUAGAAUUUUUAGAAUUUUUAGAAUUUUUAGAAUUUUUAGAAUUUUUAGAAUUUUUAGAAUUUUUAGAAUUUUUAGAAUUUUUAGAAUUUUUAGAAUUUUUAGAAUUUUUAGAAUUUUUAGAAUUUUUAGAAUUUUUAGAAUUUUUAGAAUUUUUAGAAUUUUUAGAAUUUUUAGAAUUUUUAGAAUUUUUAGAAUUUUUAGAAUUUUUAGAAUUUUUAGAAUUUUUAGAAUUUUUAGAAUUUUUAGAAUUUUUAGAAUUUUUAGAAUUUUUAGAAUUUUUAGAAUUUUUAGAAUUUUUAGAAUUUUUAGAAUUUUUAGAAUUUUUAGAAUUUUUAGAAUUUUUAGAAUUUUUAGAAUUUUUAGAAUUUUUAGAAUUUUUAGAAUUUUUAGAAUUUUUAGAAUUUUUAGAAUUUUUAGAAUUUUUAGAAUUUUUAGAAUUUUUAGAAUUUUUAGAAUUUUUAGAAUUUUUAGAAUUUUUAGAAUUUUUAGAAUUUUUAGAAUUUUUAGAAUUUUUAGAAUUUUUAGAAUUUUUAGAAUUUUUAGAAUUUUUAGAAUUUUUAGAAUUUUUAGAAUUUUUAGAAUUUUUAGAAUUUUUAGAAUUUUUAGAAUUUUUAGAAUUUUUAGAAUUUUUAGAAUUUUUAGAAUUUUUAGAAUUUUUAGAAUUUUUAGAAUUUUUAGAAUUUUUAGAAUUUUUAGAAUUUUUAGAAUUUUUAGAAUUUUUAGAAUUUUUAGAAUUUUUAGAAUUUUUAGAAUUUUUAGAAUUUUUAGAAUUUUUAGAAUUUUUAGAAUUUUUAGAAUUUUUAGAAUUUUUAGAAUUUUUAGAAUUUUUAGAAUUUUUAGAAUUUUUAGAAUUUUUAGAAUUUUUAGAAUUUUUAGAAUUUUUAGAAUUUUUAGAAUUUUUAGAAUUUUUAGAAUUUUUAGAAUUUUUAGAAUUUUUAGAAUUUUUAGAAUUUUUAGAAUUUUUAGAAUUUUUAGAAUUUUUAGAAUUUUUAGAAUUUUUAGAAUUUUUAGAAUUUUUAGAAUUUUUAGAAUUUUUAGAAUUUUUAGAAUUUUUAGAAUUUUUAGAAUUUUUAGAAUUUUUAGAAUUUUUAGAAUUUUUAGAAUUUUUAGAAUUUUUAGAAUUUUUAGAAUUUUUAGAAUUUUUAGAAUUUUUAGAAUUUUUAGAAUUUUUAGAAUUUUUAGAAUUUUUAGAAUUUUUAGAAUUUUUAGAAUUUUUAGAAUUUUUAGAAUUUUUAGAAUUUUUAGAAUUUUUAGAAUUUUUAGAAUUUUUAGAAUUUUUAGAAUUUUUAGAAUUUUUAGAAUUUUUAGAAUUUUUAGAGUUUUUAGAGUUUUUAGAGUUUUUAGAGUUUUUAGAGUUUUUAGAGUUUUUAGAGUUUUUAGAGUUUUUAGAGUUUUUAGAAAACUUACGGAGCGUUACAGAAAUUCAAAGAGCAUUUCACAGACUUUUCAAUGCUAGAAAUUCUCUAUCGAAAAUGACUAAACGAAAUAAUUACACGUUUUCGAAUGCGUAUAGUCAUUUAGCAAGGGAGAAUUUUAUGCAUUGA
Psylliodes chrysocephalus is the source of this 1989-nucleotide messenger RNA. The record is from the annotation of a GenBank genome assembly. Lineage: Eukaryota; Metazoa; Arthropoda; Insecta; Coleoptera; Chrysomelidae.